UUGUUUUAUGAGAGAAGCAUUAUUCCUCACUACACCGUUUUAAAAGCUAUCGCUGAUAAAACAGAAGGAAUGGGAUCAGGAGAGAGUACGACCAGGAAAGUAUCUUUCGGUGUCGAUGAUGAGGACAGGGUCCGGAUCCUCCGUGGAGUCAAGCUCUCAGAAGACGUCCUCCAGCGGAUGAAAGGAGUGGCAAACAUAGCUCCAGAACGCAAACCAUCAACUAACUCCAACAUUCAAAAAGACACAGGCGCCUCAACCCCUCGGCCCCAGCAGAACCCACUGAACCAGGCCCAACCUAAGACCCAGUCCAGCACCAACAAACCGACGUCCUACGCUAAAGAAGAACAGAAAAGGUUUGAACGCCAGCAAACGAAGCUGAAGGAGGACUUGGCGAGGGCGUCACAAAAAGAGAGCGAGGCAGCGAAAGAGGAAAUGAUUAAAGCCAUGAGCCGGGAACGACACAACAAACGUCAGGAAGCAGAGAAGGCCAAACAACUGUCUGCAGAAGAUAUAGAAGUGAUGGCUCAGAAGCUACAGAAGAAAGAUUCACAGCUGAAAGCGUUGGAUGCUUUCUACAAGGAGCAGCUGGCACUACUGGAGAAGAGGAAUUUGGAAAGAUACGGACAGAGCAAGGAGCAAUUCCACCAAGCUGCCUCCGAGGCUGAAGUCAACGUGAGGUAUCGCAGCACAGAGCCGGUGUGUGUUGGCGUGCAGACUCAGAUUCUAUCCUGUUACAGAGCCAACAGAGACCAGACCCUUAAGUGUUCAGACCUGGCCAAAGAGUACAUGAAGUGUAUCGACGCUGCAAAGAAGAACCUGCUGGUCAACCACGGAUGAAGACGAGAAGGAAAAGGGUAAAACAGUUAUUUGACGAAGGCUCUUAUCCUUGGCACCACGAGGGCAGCACAUGUCGCACUCCUGUUUUGAAAUAUGAGAGAGUUAAUUUUCUUUUAGAAUGCCUUGAUCUUAAAACUUUCUUUUUAUGCUAUUUAUCAGAGUUAUCAUCCAUUAAAGUUGCUUUAUUAUUCUGCACAGCUACUUCUCACAGGAGAGCUUUGAAAAGAAAUGAGUGUGUAUAUUAGAUUCAUGGCCUUAAGGAGUACACUUUCAAUUCAGCCUUUGACAACAUCAGCAGAAAGAAUGUCUGAUAUCUGAGUAUAAGGAUGCGUUCAGGGUCACCCCUCCAACAUCUGAAUGUGAGAUUCAGUCUGUCACAUCCUCUGCUGCUUUUGUUGGGAUGAAGAAAAGAGAAAUCAUUUCAGGUAGGAACUGCAUCCAGUGCAUCAGGACCGUCCUUGUUUUGAUCUCGGACUGAAAGAAGGACUGAUUGAGUUUGAUUACUUUUGAGUUUUAGAGUUUUGUAUUUUUUUAAAGACAGGAAAAAACUCAGGUAAUCCUGGCCAUGACAUCAACCCACCAAACCUGUGAUGUAGUAUAUGAUUUUAUUAAAAUGCUCAUAUCCUUUCA
Messenger RNA from Notolabrus celidotus (New Zealand spotty), 1467 nucleotides. RefSeq names its product coiled-coil-helix-coiled-coil-helix domain containing 6a (gene chchd6a). Lineage: Eukaryota; Metazoa; Chordata; Actinopteri; Labriformes; Labridae. Gene Ontology annotation, cellular component: MICOS complex; mitochondrion. The coding region runs from base 70 to 837 and encodes 255 amino acids. The record is from RefSeq and is a predicted model, not a curated record. The transcript is spliced from 9 exons.